AUGCUGAGCAGCGAAGUCACCAACGAGAUGCCUGCAUCGCCCGCCACGUCGCUGUGGAGGCGUGCGCUGAUGACCACCGCCGCGGCCGUGGCACAGGACAACCACCCCCUCUACCGCACUGAGCGCGACACCUUCGGCGAGAUCAAGGUGCCCGCCGACAAGUACUGGGGCGCCCAAACCCAAAGGUCGCUGCAGAACUUCAAGAUCGGCGGUGUGCCGGACAGGAUGCCGCUGCCGGUGGUGCACGCCAUGGGAAUCGUGAAGGCCGCCGCGGCCAAGGUCAACCUCGAGUGCCACGGCCUCGACCCCAAGCUCGGCAAAGUCAUGGUUCAGGCCGCCGAAGAGGUGAUAAGUGGAAAACUGGACGAUCACUUCCCGCUGGUGGUGUGGCAGACGGGCUCGGGCACGCAGACCAACAUGAACGUGAACGAGGUCAUCUCCAACCGCGCGAUCGAGCUGCUGGGCGGCCAGCUGGGCAGCAAGACGCCCGUGCACCCCAACGACCACGUCAACAUGAGCCAGUCGUCCAACGACACCUUCCCCACGGCCAUGCACGUCGCGGCGGCCAUGCAGGUCCACAACCUGCUGCUGCCCAACCUCGCCACCCUGCGCGAUGCGCUCACCGACAAGGCCACCGAGUUCGCGCACGUGAUCAAGAUCGGCCGGACGCACCUCCAGGACGCCACGCCGCUCACCCUGGGCAACGAAUUCUCGGCCUACGCCCACCAGAUCCACAAGGGCAUCGUGCGCGUCAAGGACGCCCUCGUCAACGUCUACGAACUCGCUCAGGGAGGAACGGCUGUGGGCACGGGACUCAACACGCCGAAGGGCUUUGCCGAGCGGAUCGCCAACGAGAUCGCCGAGGCGACGGGCCUGCCGUUCGUCACCGCGCCCAACAAGUUCGAGGCGCUGGCGACCCACGACGCCAUGGUAGAGCUCCACGGCGCCCUCAACACCGUGGCCGUGUCCCUCAUGAAGAUCGCCAACGACAUCCGCCUGCUGGGCUCUGGCCCGCGCUGCGGUCUCGGCGAGCUGCUGCUGCCCGAGAACGAGCCCGGCUCGUCGAUCAUGCCGGGCAAGGUGAACCCGACGCAGUGCGAGGCGGUGACGAUGGUGUGCGCUCAGGUGAUGGGCAACCAGACCGCCGUUUCCAUCGCCGGCGCUUCGGGUAACUUCGAGCUCAACGUCUUCAAGCCGGUGAUCAUCAGGAAUGUGCUGCAUUCGAUUCGAUUGAUCGCCGAUGCGUCGCUCUCGUUCACGGAGCACUGCGUGGUGGGCAUCCAGGCCAACGAGAAGAGGAUCGGGCAGCUGCUCAACGAGUCGCUCAUGCUUGUGACGGCCCUCAACCCGCACAUCGGCUACGACAACUCGGCCAAGGCCGCCAAGAAGGCCCACAAGGAGGGCACCACCCUCAAGGAGGCCUGCCUGUCGCUGGGCUUGCUCACCUCCGAAGAAUUCGACAAGUGGGUGCGACCGGAGCACAUGCUCGGCCCCGAGUGA
Messenger RNA from Acanthamoeba castellanii str. Neff, 1500 nucleotides. Its product is annotated as fumarate hydratase, class II, putative. Gene Ontology annotation, molecular function: fumarate hydratase activity. The record is from RefSeq and is a predicted model, not a curated record. Gene Ontology annotation, biological process: tricarboxylic acid cycle; malate metabolic process; fumarate metabolic process. The transcript is spliced from 5 exons. Bases 1 to 1500 code for a protein of 499 amino acids. Lineage: Eukaryota; Discosea; Longamoebia; Acanthamoebidae. Gene Ontology annotation, cellular component: mitochondrion; tricarboxylic acid cycle heteromeric enzyme complex.